Messenger RNA from Dentiscutata erythropus, 1458 nucleotides. The record is from the annotation of a GenBank genome assembly. NCBI's taxonomy places the organism in Eukaryota, Fungi, Glomeromycota, Glomeromycetes, Diversisporales, Gigasporaceae.
AUGAUCUUUAAAUCUAAAUAUCCUGAUAUAAAAAUUCCUGAAGUUGGAGUUUAUCAAUAUGUGACUAGUAAUCCGAAAAAAAUUUCGGAUGAUAAAGUUAUUUUCAUUGAUGGGAUUACUGGUAAAUGUUGCACUUUUGGAGAAUUUAAACAUGAAUCAAAAAAGUUUGCUGCAGGAUUACAAGAGAAGUUAGGAUUUAAACGUGGGGAUGUUUUAGCGAUAUUUUCUCCUAAUUUGGUUGAUUAUCCUAUUGUACUCUUGGGAGCGAUCGCAGCUGGAGGCAAAAUAACAACUGCCAGUCCAAUAUAUGAAGAAACUGAAUUAUCGUGUCAACUAAUCGAUUCAGGUGCAUCGGUUCUGAUCGUACAUCCAAUAAUUCUUGAAACCGCUAUUAAAGCUUCAAUCGAAGCAAAAAUUCCUUCCUCCAGAGUAUUAUUGUUUGGCGAUAAAGAAAUAAAUGGAUAUAAGCCUUAUCGUUCUAUUUUAAUCAAUGACCUUGAAAUUGAACCUGUCUAUUAUACUCCUGAAGAAGUAAAAACAACGACUGCUUAUUUACCUUAUAGUUCAGGAACAGUCGAAAAGCCAAAAGGAAUUGAACUUACUCAUAAAAAUAUAGUUGCUAAUUUGGCUCAAGGAGCUAAUGUAGAUCUUACACUUGGUCCAGACAGUAUAAUUAUGGGAAUUUUACCAUUUUGCCACAUUUAUGGGUUAAAUGGUAUCAUUAAUGCGACCUUAAUUCGUGGUGCUACUGUAGUCGUACUUCCAACCUUCAGUUUAAAAACAUACUGUGAAACAAUUCAAAAAUAUAAAAUCAAUCAUCUUUAUGCUAUUCCGCCAAUUUUACUUAGCCUUGUCAAUGAUCCAUCGGUUCAACAAUAUGAUUUAUCAAGUGUGAAAACAGCUUUAAGUGCGGCAGCCCCGCUAAGUGAUGAAUUAGCAAAAAAUUUUCACGAAAAGUUUAAAAUACCAGUUUGGCAAGCUUAUGGUCUUACUGAAGCGUCUCCGGUAGUAACUCAUUCUGACACAACGAAGAAUACGGUUCCAGGUUCUGUUGGCGUUCUUAUCCCAAAUGUGAAAGCCAAAAUAUUGUCAGAAGAUGGUCGUGAAUUGGGAUACAAUGAACCUAGAGAAUUGUGGAUUCACGGACCAAACGUUAUGAAGAGCUAUCUUAAUUAUAAAGAAGCUACAGCUAAUGUUUUCGACAAAGACGGGUUUUUUAACACUGGAGAUGUUUUAUAUGUUGACGAACAAGUAAUAGAUGCAGCAGUAAUAGGUCAUUUUUCUGAAGAAGAAAAAACUGAAGUUCCUGUAGCAUAUAUCACAAUUAAAAGUGAGUAUGAGCAAUCUCAAGCUUUAGCAGAAGAAAUUCAACAUUUUGUAAACGAAAAGGUUGCGUCGCGUAAAAAAUUAAGUGGUGUAAAGUUUAUUGAUAAAAUUCCAAAAAAUGAGGCUGAAUAG